GAUCGUUCUUUAUCCUGUGCACAUACUAAGUAGUCUGUGUAUCGUGCUCGAACUCACGGUCAGUCAUUGUGACAUUUUUGUUACACCUAAUUUUAUACAAUGUCAUUUUUACUAGACUAUUUUAUACACUCCAUUGCAUUUAAAACGUGUGUUUGUAUCUUUUUUAUGCUAAAUAUAUUACAUGUUCAAAGCUUUGAGCCACAGUAUUCCCUGGAAACAAGAUACAUUGAUGUACCCUUAGACCAUUUUUCUGCUGUGGCAAAGCCGAAGUACUUUAAAUUAAGGUAUUUAAUAAACGCCAAAUAUCACGUCAAAGGAGGACCAAUAUUUCUUUAUACUGGAAAUGAAGGAGAUAUUUCGAUUUACGGUCAAAAUACAGGUUUCAUGUUUGACAUUGCCCCUGUCUUUAAUGCACUUGUGGUUUUCAUUGAGCAUAGAUAUUACGGACAAUCACUGCCAUUUGGAAACACGUCAUUUUCUUCCCCAGAAAACUUAAGAUAUUUAACAACCACCCAAGCUUUGGCAGAUUUCGCUUACGUUGUUAAUGAAUUGAAGAAAAACUUCUUUGAAAAUGUUAUAUCUUAUGAUACCUACCCUUUCGUUGCUUUCGGAGGGUCAUACGGAGGAAUGCUAGCUGCUUGGCUUAGAAUGAAGUAUCCAUAUUUAGUAUUAGGAGCUGUUUCAUCUUCGGCUCCGAUUUUUGGUUUUCCAGGAAUGGCAAGUUGCGAAUUAUUUUACGAGAAAGUAACCCAAGUUUUUGAAAAAUAUGGUAGAGAGCAGUGUGUCAAAACGAUUAAACUUGGAUGGGAUGUCAUCGUCAAUUUAUCCAAGACAAAAUUAGGUAUGGACUUUAUAUCAUCUUCCUGGAAACUAUGCAAUAGAUUAAAAACCAAUGAAGACGUUGAGAAAUUACUGAAUUGGUUAAGCAACAUCUAUGAAAAUUUGGCAAUGCUAAACUACCAUUACCCAACGGAUUUCUUUUUACCUCUACCAGCUUAUCCCGUCAAAGUGUUUUGCGAUAAACUCACAACCUCUUACUUUAACGACACGAAAGGCUUGAUAGAACACUUCAGUAAUGCAAUUGAAAUAUAUACCAAUUACACUGGGAAAAAAGUAUGCAACAACUUAAACAGCACCGUAGAGGAUUACAGUGAACGUGCAUGGGAUUACCAAAGUUGCACAGAACUCGUUUUUCCCAAAUGUUCCACAGACGCUGACAUGUUUAUAACCAAACCUUGGAACUAUGAGAAUUACGCGGCUCAAUGCUACAAAAAAUUUGGAGUAAAAGCCUUAGAUCCUGGUUGGGCUUUAAUGGCGUAUGGCGGGAAAAAUUUAAAAUAUUAUUCAAACAUUAUAUUCAGUAACGGAAUGAUGGAUCCAUGGUCUUGUUUUGGAGUGUUUACCAAUCGAUCUGCUACAGUAUGGGCUUUUAAUAUUACUGAUGCUCCACAUCACGUAGAUUUAAGACAUUCUGAUCCAGCGGAUAAUAAUUACAUUUUAGAUGCUAGAAAAUUCCAUAUUCAAGCCAUCAAACAAUGGUUAAAUAUGGUUUGAAUGGAUCUAGGUGUAGUCCAAAUCAAUAGCAUAAUUUGGCAAUAAAAAGUUAAAAUUAUUCAAUUGCAUUUUAUUCGUGA
This is a messenger RNA of Psylliodes chrysocephalus, 1634 nucleotides long. The record is from the annotation of a GenBank genome assembly. NCBI's taxonomy places the organism in Eukaryota, Metazoa, Arthropoda, Insecta, Coleoptera, Chrysomelidae.